AUGUGGAACGCCAUCAGAAAAUAUCGAGUUGAAAUUUUCUUAAUUUUCGCUUUAUUGAUCGGAGCAAUUUGUAUUUUAAACAGAGAUGAUCCCAGAGAUAAAAAGGUAAGUCUAUCAAAAAUACUGAUCAAAUUGAAACUUCAGCACCUUCUCCCAUUGAAACUUAACGUUUCGCAUAGUGAUAGAAGUGGCGGAAAAUCGAAAAAUGGUGUUUCAAAUGAAGAACAGAAGAGUUUGUUUGAAGCUGUGAGCUCAAAACAACUUAAAAAUCAUGAUAUUAUUUAAUUUUUUUACAGAAGUGCCAGCUCGCGCGCUUGAAAGUCGAUAAUCCGGAGGUUUCCCAUUGCAUUUUUUUCACUUUUAGUCAAAUUUUACAUUUUAAGAUAUCAAAAUUUUACAAAAAAUCCCCAACCUCUUGCUUGUCAAAAAGCUGGCGUCGUUGAACCGGACUGGCUGUUCUUGGAUGAAAAAUAACUUUGUCCAUAUUGCCGAGAAGAGGUGAACGUUUUGAUAUUUUUUUAAAAGAAUUUGUUUUAUUUUUUUAUUUUUUUCCGUUUUGCGCAACGUGUAUACGGCCAUGCGUUAUAUUCGACGACUUUAAUAGUUUUCUCUUUUUUUUUCGAUUCUUUUUCUGUAUGUUAUUGUGAUUUCUGAUAUUCAGGAAAGACUUGAAAUGUUCGGGAGAGUAUUUCCUGUGGAGCGACGUCCAGAACAACGAAUUCUCGAACUCUUUCCCAAUUAUCGACGGAAAAAGACUCAAUGCAGCCGAUUUCGGUCUCGUAACUUGUGAAGUGCCAGGAGCAUUCAGCUUUUUCACGGAGAAAUGGUUAAAAAUGAAAAAUAAAUUCUUCAUAUUAUGAAUUGAUUCAGGAACUCUAUUUUGUGGACUUUGGCCGAAGAUGAAAAAAAGCGGCGGAAAAAAAGCCAGAAAUAUUUUAGCGAGUUCAAAUCGUACGGUGGAUGAUUAUAUGAAUGUUUACAUCUUGAGGUCUUCAAAUUCUUUUUUUUAAUAGUAAAAAACAUUUUUUUCAGUUUCGAUUCAAUGAGCCAAAUGGGUUUCCGUCGGAAAAUGCCUAAAACUGUCAAGUUUCUCGAAGAAACUCUUGGUAGUGUAGUUCUGAACGGUAUUAUUAACUUUCCUGAUCUAAUAAAUGGAUUUUUAGGUUAUAAUAUUGUUGGGGAUGGGACUCCGCAAGCUAUUAUUCCAAUUUUAACCGGCCAGACUGAGACAGAACUUCCUUUAACUAGGUUUCGAAAGUUGUAAGUCUGGAAUGAGGAGAAAAAGUUCAGAAAACGGUACAAUGAUGCGAAAUUUGUCGAUGAGGUUUAUCCGUUUAUUUGGAAUAAUUUCACGGAUUCUGGAUAUGUUACCAUGUACGGCGAGGAUAUGUUUUCACUGGGUCAGUUUCUAAAAUUGAUGAAGAUAAUAUGCAGCUCCCAAAAGAGAAUAAGACUAACUUGCAGCUCCCAAAAAAUGAGGAGACCUACUUGCAGCUCCCAAAAAAUGAGGAGACCUACUUGCAGCUCCCAAAAAAUGAGGAGACUAACUUGCAUCUCCCAAAAGUUGAUAGGACUAACUUGCAGCUCCCAAAAGAGGAUUAGACUAUCUUGCAGCUCCCAAAAAAGAAUAGGACUAACUUGCAGCUUCCAAAAGGUGAUAAGACUAACUUGCAGCUCCCAAAUGCCGUUAAAACCAACUUGCAGCUCCCAAAAAUUGAUAAAACUAACUUGCAGCUCCCAAAAAAUGAUAAGGCUAAUUUGCAGCUCCCAAAAACCGUUUAAACUAACUUGCAGCUCCCAAAAACUGAUAAAACUAACUUGCAGCUCUCAAAAAAUGAGGAGAAUAACUUGCAGCUCCCAAAAAGUGAGGAGACAAACUUGCAGCUCCCAAAAAUAAAAAAGCUUACCAUGUUCCCGCUUGAAUUUUGAACAAUAUCAAAACUCCAAAGGCUUACCGUAGCUUUGUCUUCCCGCUAAGACCCAGUUUUCUUCAGACACGUUCACCUACCGCCUGAAAGGCUUCUCAAAACCGCCAACUACCCAUUAUACCAGACCUUUGUUCAAGGAAAUUGAAAAUACCGUGGAUCCGAAUUGUGUUGGAGCCGUUCCGACUCAUAAGGUUUCUAUUGCGAAAAAAGAGGGAAAUCUGGGAAAAUGUGGAAAUUGCGCUCCAAGGAGAAAGGCUCGAAAAUGAGUAGAAAAACGUCUUUUGAAAGAUAAAAAAUACCGGAAAAUGACAGUAAAUCCAUAUUUCAAGCCGAAAAAAGGCCUGAAUCACAGAAAAGUCCGCGUUUUUUGGAAUUGUCUCUAUGUAGCGCAUUAAAAAAACUGUUUCUAAGGCUCUUUUUCAAAGAAAGAAGUCGAAUUUUCAUUCAGAAGUGGUUCGAGUACGGGCGCAGGUUCAUGAAGGCCUAUGAUAAUAUUCCCAAAUUUUUGUUCCUUCACCAAGGAAGACUUUCUCAUGACGACAUGAACCUGAUCAGUGUGCAGGAUCAAGAUUUGGCUGAUCAUUUGGCUCAAAUGCAUAAGGAAGGUUUGAAAAAUGAGGGAAAAUGCAAUAUUUGCUGAUUUUUGACGAUUUCUGGUUUCGUCUCCACUGGAAAUUGAAAAUUGCACUUUCUGAGCGUGAUUUUAAGCUUUUUUCUUGAAAUUGAACUUUCAGUUUUCUGGAGGAGGGGAACAUUUUUGAAGAAUUUUAAGCUUGAAAUGAUUGACCUGAAAUUUUUGAUAAAAUGCGUCAUUUUUGAAGAAUUUUCAAGCCUGAUCCCUAUAGUUUCUGCUCGAAAAUUACUCGAGUUUAAAGGCGCAUAGUCUUAUUUCAUUUUGUUUAUUGAAAUGAAUAGUCUUUUAUCGAGUUUUGAGCUUGAAAUGUUCACUCUUAUCCCUAUAUUGUCUGCUCAAAAAGGUCCUCGAUGGUGCUUUUAAAGGCGCAUGGCCUUUUUUUCAAGUAUCGAAGCGAAGAGCCGUUUUCAAUGGUAUCUUAGACUUCUGGGCUCUUCAAAAUCAUGAUUUUCAGCUUGAUAUCAUAUUUUUGAGGUCAUUUUGACAACUCCUUGGUGAUUUUGAUGGCGGACCAUGGGCCGAGAUUCACGGAAAUCCGACAAACUCAUCAGGGACAACUGGAAGAGGUUGCUUUCCCAUUUUGAUAAGAAUUAAAAAAGUUAUUUCUUUUUUGAAACACAGUGCUCAAAAGGUCACUUAAUGACUACUUGAUGAAGACACUAAAGUGGUCACUGAAUAUUUUCUUCAGUGAAGCCAAUAUUUUACAUCUAAGUGACCGCUAUAGUAGUGUUUAGUGGUCGAAUAGUACCACAUUGACUUUUCAAAAGGAUGCUAAUUUUAAGCCGCUUAAGUGGUCACUAAUUUGACUACUAUAUUGGCCACUGAAACUUCAAAAUCCUAAAGUGCCCACUUAAAUUUCCCCAGAGCAUUUUGGAAAGAAGUUUUAAGAAAAAAAUCCAUUUCAUCUUUUUGAACAGAAAAGGGAAAUUUUUCAGCGCCUUCCAUUUUUCUCCCUGGCCCUGCCAAAAAAGGUCAGAAACACGAGGAGAGGCGAGAUUAUGUACAAAAAUUUGGUCGUCAAUCAGGACAGGUUUCGUUUUUUUCUUUUAGCCAUUCCAAGUGCGACCACGGAACUUGAAAUCGAGACUAAUCAGAAUUGAGAAUUUCAGAGUGGUCCCUAAAGGAACAAGCUUAGAGGCCCUUGGAGGGUCCACUUUAGGGAACACUCAACGAACCCCUUGCAAAAGUGGUUACUAUAGGGAUUUCAGUUAGUUUCAGUCCUAUAGUCUGUUCAGAUUUCAAACGUCAAGUCUUCGCUUAAGCUCCGCCCCCUAAUGGCGCGGUAAACCAAUCAGAGAGCGAGCCAUCCACAUAGUGUUUUUGAAUGACGUCAUUGCACUUGACAUUCAAAAUCUGAACAGUCUAUUCGCAAAAAAGCAGUUCCAUACGAAAAAAAAAAACGUUUUUUGAAUAAAAUUGAUAGGCCCCUAUAGGGACCACUUAAAUUUCAGCCUUAUAGGGACAUUUUUCUGGUCCCCUAUAGGGUGUUUUUUGCCUGACCACUAUAGGGGCCAUCAUGGAAUUCCUAAGUAAGUUACGCUUUUAUGCUUUUCUCUGCGCCCUCCUCGUCUCUCGGCCACGCUCUCAUGUUGACGCGCUGUUUUCCCGUUUUUUUUUGACCUCGCCAGGGAGGGAACAGAGAGACGCAGACGCGUCAAGUCGCGGAGGACCGGCUUUAUUCCGCUAAUUUUUCAUUUUAUCGAUUUUUUCUCCAGAUUGACCAGUCCUUUCGACAUUUAUUCGACCUUGAUGGAUGUCCUGAAGAUGCCUGAUGUGGAAUUCACAAAAAGUUUUUUUGAUUUAUAAUCAAUCAAUAAUUAAUUUAAGCCUCAACCGAUCUCACAACGGUCUCAGUCGCUUUUCAAGCCCAUUUCUGAACGGAGAACUUGUGCGCAGGUUUUUUUUUUCGAAAUUGUCUGAUUUUUAGCCUUUUAGAGAGUAUCACUCUUUUCAGAUUUACUUCAAAUAAAAAUCAAUAAUUUAUUUUUUUAAUAUUGGAUUAACCAUGUUGGAUGUGUUAGGUUUGAGGGAUUUUAGUUGAAGGGGCCCCUUGAGAGGAGAGGAACAGAGUGGUCACUUUAGUGAGGAGUUAGCGGCCACUCUAGGGGUCACUUACAAGCUUAGCUCAGCCCUUAGCCUCAGUCGAGUUGAGAAAUUCUUCUUCAACAGCAAUUUUUUGAACUCUCUGUGAAUGAACUUCAAAGGGAAAUUCGCUAUAGGGAUUACUUCAGUGGUAAUUUCAAGUGGCAACUCAAGAGACCCGCUUAGUUCGAUUUGAGCUGAGAAAAAGCGAGAAAAUGUCUUUGUCUUAUAAAUCACUCAAGUGGGUACUUGAAGCGAUACGAUGGUUUUCAGAGUGAUCACUUUAGUGGUUCCUUUGAGGUAUCAUGUUUUGCCCUCUUUAGUGACCACUUAACAGUUUCUAGGGCUUCUCUCAAUUUCUAUGUUUUCAGGCAGGAAUAGCUCCUCACUGGUGCACCUGUCUCUCAUGGAGUGACGCCUUGAGUGAUCCGGGAGAUUUCCGGGUGUCCCAGCGGCUUGCCCGGGCUGUCGUCGACGCCAUCAACGAUGAAACGGCUCUUGAACGGAAACUGUGCGCCAAACUGAAGCUUGAUAAGCUCCUAGAGUCCAAGAAGUAAAACUUAGUCCUCUGGCCGCAUUGGGAAUGGCUCGAAGCGUUGCGGAUGCGGAGCGGAAUGAUUUUAAGUCCGUAAGAUGCAGUUUUUGAUGUUGAUCCCAAAUCUUGUUGAACAAGUCUAUGAAAAAAGAUAUGAGCGUUUUUUUUUGGAAAGAAGUCAUAUUUAGAAGGCUCGUUGAGAGGCCUCAAAUCUCCUCUUUUUCAAAAUUGCGAUGCUUCAAAAGCUAGCCAUGAGAAAAAAUGAUUCAUUCGAAAAGAGAGAAAUCGAGGUGAAAAAGUAUUACGUCGAAUAGAACAAGAGUCCUCCGGUCUUGUCUUGCCGUUGGCGUGGCCGCCAUUUAUAGCUGUCGACGGCGGCUCUGAAAGCUUCAAAGUUUUAACUGGCCUGAGAAAAGAGCGUGGGCUCGCGACGGUAAGAGCUGAUGCAAUCAGCGCUCGUCGGAAUGCUAUCUUAAAAGCCUUUGGGCCGUCUGGAGCUUUCUGCAUGUUUUCUAAGCUUUUUCCGGCUUCCUCGCACCUUGGUCGCCAUCUAACAGUGCGAAAGGUCGAGGUACUCAAUGAGACUUGGUAUAUAGCUACUUUCGUACCUGAAACCAAAGAAGUUGAAAAAAAGUGCGCUCAAAAUGUUGGAAUUCACCAUUUUAUGCAGUUUUGAGCAAGAUUUUCGACAAAAAGUGUUUUCGUCUCGUAUUUUUUUCAGACUUAAUGGACUUCAAUGAACAGUAAGAAUGUUUUCAUUGAAAACUUUUGUCAGAAUAAGGAAGAAAAAGAUAUUGCAUACAAUUUUGAACUUUUCAUUCAUUAAAAUUUCUCCAAGAAAGAGUCUACUAACACAAGGAACGAUGGAACAAAAAAGUUUUUGUCGAAAAUCUUGCUCAAGACGACAUAAAAUGGUGAAUUUGGACAUUUUGAGCGUUGUUUUUUCAAUAUCUUCUUUGACUUCAUCAAUUUUUCCAAGAAAAAAAAAAUGGCAAAAAUGAAAUGCCCCAAAAGGAUUCGAACUUGCAUCAUAGGUUCCACAGUGCAAGGCCGCUCGCCACUACACCACGCCGCCGGCUGGCAGCUAGAGUUAGCCGCCGCAAGACAUUCCCUCCUUCCAUCCAAUGCGUUUUUUGCAUGCAAACUUUGAGGCGCCAUAACUCGACUAGAACCAAAAAGGCGCACUUUUUUCAACUUUAUUGUAAUCAGGGUGUCCUAAAGUACCUAUGUACACGGUUCCAUUUAAUUCAAAUACCUCGACCUUUCGCACUUCCCGUAAAAGGGCUAGUGUGAAGAAGAACAAGAAGAGAGAGAGAAAAACAAGAAAAAACCCAGAUUUUGGCUCUUGGAGCUGCGAGGAAAUCAAGAAAUCAGUUCGUGGAACUGCUCAGCCAAUGAUGCCCAGCCAUGGAGCUGUUAGACUUCUUAGGUAGAAGUGAAGAUGCUAGAAAAGAGGAAAAUACCUUUUUUUCGAGCUCUUAGGCGUGUAGUUGUCUGGUAGCCGAUGCAUCAUAUCCUCGCGAGGUCCUUUCUCCUUGAUCGGAGAGCCACGCGGUGUUUUUCUUGUACCUUAAACUUGUGUAAUUAAACCUUUAUUAUAAAAAUAAACAAACGAAACGAAAUAAAAUGAUAAAAAAGUGAAAAGGAGAAACGAUCAGCCUGGCUGUCGGAGAAAGAAUGAAGCAAUCGUGUGGCCCGUGAGCUUUUAUCAACUCGGUGACGACACGGUUUCUUAAAAGCUUUUGAAAGGUUUGGUCUGAUGCUCACUAGGAAACGUUUUUACUUUUUGGCCUAAUUUGCGUAUUUUGCACACUUUGAAGCUCUAUAAUUCGGAAACAGGAUCUAUUGCGAGAAAUUUGUUUCUUGAUCUGCCAUCAGGGGGUCCUAAAGUACACUUCAGCAAAGUUUCAGCAAAUGUUCAACCGGGGGGGGGGGGACAAAUUUUAAGUCGUCAUAACUUUUUCAUAGACUUUUUUGGAAAUUUUCAAGGUCAGAUAUGGAUUCAGAAUGGAAAACUGCAUCUAGCGGUUAUCAGAAGUGAACCUACGGCGAUGUUUCUUUGAAUAAUUUUAACUUGGACGCGACCGCAACGCUUUGAGCCAUUCCAAAUGCGACCAAAUCUUUUCAAGAAUGGGAUUUUUUCCAGACUCACCUCCAACCAGGACCUUUUGGCGUACAAUGGGGUCAAGGACAAGGACGGAUUUGUACCGAAUCUCAGCGGAACUACCGCCGCAAGCUUUGCUCAUUAUAAUAUCAAGUUCAAAACGAGGCCUGGGGCAGCUAUUUAUGAGGUGAGGAGAAACUUUUGGUGCUUAAGAAAUUCCAAUAUGUCAAGGGAAAUGGAGAAAUGACAGAAAAAUCGCCUGAGCAAAGAUUUCUAACCUAAGGCGUGCUCACUAAAACUUGAUCGAUCUAUCCUAUUUUGAACCCUAUAGUGGCUACUUGUGCUAGCUUCAGUGACCUUAUAGGGGGUGGUAAGCGAAAUCUUCAAGCGCUCCACGGUUGCCCCUGCAGGGACCACUCUGUCGUUCCUGAGUAACUUUAGUGACGUAAGCGCACUUAAGUGAUCACUAGUAACUAUCAGGAAUGCUUACGUCACCGAGGCACAAUUGGAGGGUUUUGAUGUUUCAUGAAUAAUAGAUCUUUUGCGUGGGAACCGGAAAACCGACUUUCCAAACACAAAAAUUACCGUAACUCGAAAAUUCAUACAGUAAUCCCAGAUGGUGUGUACUUUAAAAGUUUCUGAAAUUAGAUUACCUAUCGAUUGAUGUAUCACUUGCCUAGUAAAAACUCUCCAAUAUUUAGAUACGCAGGUGCCCACCUGCCUACCGUAACCCAGCUACAGUAAGAGGAAAUGGCUUGUUUUUGAGAAUUACAGAGACUGCGUGUUAAGUGCGCUUACGCCGCUUAAGUGAGGUUACGUCCCUAAAGUUACUUAGGAACGAGAGAGUGGCCCCUAGAGGGGCAACCAUGUGGAGCACUUGAAGGUUCCGCUUUAGAGGUCACUGGAGCUAGCAAAAGUGGCCACUAUGGGGUUCAAAAUAGGAUCAAGGUUUUCCCCUGGCUUUCCCCAGAAUUCUAAUCAACUUUUUUGUUUGCUUCAAGGUGACCUUGUUCUACGACGGCGUCACGGACUCGUCGCACCUGGAUCUGUCCCAUUUGAGCCAUGUGAAUCCCUACGGCGACAAACCCCACUGUGUCAUCGAUCGGAACUAUUUCCUCGCCACUUUUUGUGUCUGCUAUGAUAAGAUUUAG
Molecule: messenger RNA, 8434 nt
Organism: Caenorhabditis auriculariae
Lineage: Eukaryota; Metazoa; Nematoda; Chromadorea; Rhabditida; Rhabditidae
Source: the annotation of a GenBank genome assembly